Molecule: messenger RNA, 3505 nt
Organism: Portunus trituberculatus (swimming crab)
Lineage: Eukaryota; Metazoa; Arthropoda; Malacostraca; Decapoda; Portunidae
Exons: 7
Coding region: 1-2481 (826 amino acids)
Biological process (GO): monoatomic ion transmembrane transport; chemical synaptic transmission; regulation of membrane potential
Cellular component (GO): neuron projection; synapse; membrane
Molecular function (GO): protein binding; neurotransmitter receptor activity; extracellular ligand-gated monoatomic ion channel activity
Source: RefSeq, a predicted model, not a curated record
AUGACCAAGCAUGUGUUUGAAGAGGUGCGGAACACAAGGGAGGUGACGGUGUGCUUCAGAUCAAAGUCUGCGUCCCUUACUCACAUUGAACCUUACUUUUCCUUCGCCGAGUCUGAGGACAACGUGGACGCCCUUGUCGUGAUGAGAAUUGAGGACAAGAUCGACCUUUACGUGACGGACGUGGCGCAAGACAAGAUAUCGCCUUUGUACACCGACCUGACUCUGGAUCGCUGGGAGCACCAGUGCCACGUGUUCUCCCGGGGAUUCUACAGAGCAUUCAUCGACGGGGAAGAGCGGGCCAGCGGGGAUCUCACCAACAAGGAGGUGCUGCUGCCUCUGAGGGCAGCCUUCUGCCCCGGGAUGGAACAGGACUCCGUUGGCGGAGGCUUCGACAGCACGCAAGUGUUUCGGGGCCACAUGGCGCAAAUCAACAUUUGGGACAGGCCGCUGGACCCACUGGAGGUCAGCGACAUCGCCUCCUGUCGGAUAUACGGCGAGGGCAACGUGUUCUCCUCCGACGUAGAUGUCAUGGAGGAAAUCGGUACCACGUCUGAGAUGGUUCCCUUGUCCGACUUGUGUCUGCCCAGCGAGAACUUCUUCAUCCUGCCCUCCAUGCAGACUGUGUUCGAGGGCAUGGACUCUUGCUACAGGAUGGGUUACGCUCUGUACGUGCCUGGCUCACUGAGAAACAAUGAACGCCUGUUCAACUCGUCGCUACAGUUCCUGAACGUGUGCACCAAUCCAUAUGUGCUGUGGCUGGGCGUGCUGGACGAGGAGGAGGAAGACGUGUGGCGCAGGGUGGUGGACAAUGAAAUAGUGGAGACACAGUUCGCUCCGGGUCAGCCAGACGGCAAGAGAAUUCAGAACUGCGCGUAUAUGUCCAGCGUGUCGGGCCAAUGGAGCGACGAACAGUGCGACCUGAAGGUGCUGUCGUGCAUCCCAUGUAUACCUCGCAAGCAUCCACCUCUCAACCUCAGGGGCCUCUGCUUUAGGAUGAAGGCCGAGACAGCCUUUGAGAUCCUGGGUUACGUGAACGCUCGCCCUUACUUCCAUGGCUUCUACGGCUAUAUGAUCUUCAUGUCUGGGCCCGCCACCUGGGACCUGUUUGACACAAACUCCAACAAGACUCUGGCCAGGGCCAGGCUGAGCUCUGUCAGUGACUACCCGAUAGGACGCAAGAACUGGAUAGUCCAGAGCACACUGUGUGACAUCCCCAAGGACACCCGUAUCGACCUGAGUCUGUCCUACUGCCUCGACUCACAGUUCACGUGUGCCAACGGUGACUGUAUCAGCAAGGAGCAGCGAUGCAACUCUCAGGAUGACUGCGCAGACUUUUCAGACGAGAACGAGUGCUACCUGGUGCAGCUCCCCAGCAGCUACCGCGUGGGCAGGCCGCCCGAGUCCGUAAUAGAGGGCGAGCCCACCAGGCUCGCCUCCACCGUGAGAAUCUUGAGAUUUCAUGACAUCAGCGACGUGAGGCGGAGCAUCAGUCUUGAGUUCAUGCUUAUCAUCACGUGGAAGGAUGCAAGGCUCAAGUUUUUCAACCUGAAGGACACAAGAGAGUGGAACAAGCUGGCUCAGAGCGAGAUGGAGUCCAUUUGGCGGCCACAGCUGGAGUUCCCCAGCGCCCAAGACGGCAACAGCAGGAUGCUCAAGCAGGAACUCUUCCUCAGCAAGGGCAGUGACCCGCUGCCCGCUGAGUUCAACGACAUCAAGAUGGAGGCCGUGUACUCAGGUGAAUCCACGUCGCUGAUUCAGGAACAGCAUUACAGCGGUACCUUCGCCUGCCACUUCGACGUGUUCUACUACCCCUUUGACAAGCAGGAAUGCUCCGUGUUGAUCAAGUUGGCGUCCGUUAGGCAGGAGAACGUAUCCUUCGUGCAAGACGAGGCGGUGGCGGAGUACUUUGGUCUGGAGGAGCUACCUCUCUACGUGGUGAGGAACUUUCACUCAAUGGUCACCUACGUCGGGGACAACCAGACUCGCUACAGCACGCUUUCGAUUGACUUCCAGCUGACGCGACGGUGGACUGUGAUCAUGAUGAAUCUGUACUUCCCGACCAACAUGCUGCUGGCCACGGGGUACGCCACGCUCUUCCUCAACGUGCAUGAUCAAGGGGACCGCCUCACUCUCAGUCUGACCACACUACUCGUGCUGUACACCCUCUUCAACAACAGCUCCAGCUCGCUCCCUGUCACCGCCUACGUUAAGAUGGUGGACAUGUGGUUCUUGUACUGCAUCUCGCUCCUCUUCGUCAUCAUCGUCUGCCACACACUAGCGGGCUACAAGGUCAACCAGGUCCAUCCCACGGGCGACCUGAGGCAGAAGGGUAGCAUGGUCAAUAACUUCGUGUCCAAGGGGUCUUCGCGAUUCUCCCCCGAGAAGGUGCUGGCCACGACGCGGGUAUGGGUGGUGCCGCCCAUCGUGCUGGUGUUCAAUGCUGCGUACUGGGCCUCUCUGGUGCCCUCCCUGUCCAAGUGAUGCCUCGGUGUCACUAAGCAGCGUGUAUUUUGCUUGAUAUUUUUCAGUGUAAACCACAAAGGUGGUAAGCAAUGCUGCCUUAUAAUAUUUUGAAGUUUACAGUGAUAGAAUAGUUCAGUUUGGUUCACUUCCCAAAUUUUACAGACUUCAUUUUUAUAUAAGGAAUUUAGUUUUGUAAGCGUCCCUGUGGCGGCGAUUGGACGCAACGGGUGACUAGGAUAAAAUGUUCACCAAUAUAAUAUAUAUAAUAGUUUCACGCUAAUUAGUCGAUGAAGAGUAUUGUAAUCAAACAAAUUUAAGUAGAAGGAUGCAAUGGUUUGAUGCUGUUUGUUAUCCCUUCUCGUAAAAAUUGCAAAUGUUUGUAGCACACGUUAUUGAACAAAGACAGCGGCACAAAGAGUGUUGCAGCACAGAGGAGCACUCACUCACUCGCGUCAUAAACAAAAUAAGUACACACCUGCAUUAAUUUUACACUUGAGAAGAAAGCGUCACACACGAGUAAUUAAACUAUAAAAGACUCAGCAAAAAUUUUGUUUUCAAGAGCCACUUCAUCAGUGAGGCAACAUGAGUGAAGGACAGGAUAGAAACAACCUCCACUAGUGAUUCUUUCUCUCACAGGUACACGGAUCACGUAAUACUGGUGUGAGUGAGGCUAAAAUACGAUCUUGGGUUUAUUUUCAGUCGCCCUGCAUACGUUAGAUGUUGAAAGAAAGAGAUGAGUAUUGUACAAUACCUAAAGAGAGGAAUAACAGAUAUUAUGAACAUUGAUUUUAUAUCUUGCCGCUAAAUUCCUGUCAGGUGUUGCAGGACAGACGAUAAUGUUGUGCAUAGUACGUAGAUACAAUAACAUUGUUUACUCUGUACAAUAUAGACUUUUCCUUUUUUUGCUGAAUUUCGAACAUUAUUUUCGAUACUAGAAUGUAGAUAAGAGAAUUUCAAGUACAGAUAUAAACUGAGACAGGAAAAAAGAAAAUGAAGGGAGAGAAAAAGAAAAAAAAUGUGACGAUAUAGCAUAAAUGUGUAA